AUAAUUAUCUACUCAAUGUCCGAUUAUUAUGUAAGACCUAGAGCGAUCAACAAUCAAGAAACUACACCCAAGAGAAUGUUUGGAAAUCCAAAUCAAUCAUACACUUAACCAUCAUUAAAUCAAAGUCCUAUAUAUCACACGCCAGAUAGAGCUAUGAAACAACCUUAUCGAAAUCAGAAUUAAAGUGUAAUUUCUAAUCAUCUAAUUUAGUACAAUGAUAUGUCUGAAUUUAUUCGCAGGUAAUAAUUAAGUCAAUAUCCUCCUACAUAUUAAUCUAGUUAAAUUUCUAUUCAAUAGGAAUUCAAUAACACAGGCAAAUAGUUUGAUUAAGUCUUCAAAAGAUCUGAAAAUUCUACCCAAGAGUCUAAUUGGUUUUAAUAGAAGACCAAUAAUAUCAAUCCAAAUAUACAAUAAUAUAGAAUAGAAAGGGAAAAAAUUAAGCGAGAUUCGUCUUAGCCAUUUUAUGAUAACAACCAUUAAGUUACGGAUAGAAAUCUUAGACCAUUCAAGGUUUAUAUUUAUUUUUAUUAAGUUCGAAGAAAAGGUCUCAAGUGAUAAAAGUGAUAUUGAAAAAAUAAAGUAGCUUCUGGUUGAUAACUAACUGAAACUAAGUCUUUAGGUUGAUGAAUAUAAAGUUAAGCUAAAUAAACAAGAAUAAAAAACAGUAGAGCUAGAAAAAUUAAAUAAGCAAUUGAAAUAACAAUUAAAUCAAAAGAGUCAAGAAAUGAAAACUCUUUAAUAAUCUCAUAUUUCAUAAUCGAAACUCUAAGAAAUGUAAGAUUAACAAAUGAAGAAAUUCUAGAAGAUAUACGAACAAUUAACAUAAUCAAAUGAUGAUUUGCGUGAAGAAAACAAUCAAUUGAAAUUACUCUUAUUAUAGUAAUAAAUUAUUAUAUAAAUUAGAGUGGACAAUUAUUCCUCAGUCUCUAGAUCAAUUAUGAGUAAGAAGAACUCAGAAUAAGAAUUUCAGAUUUUCGGUGUUUAGAAUGAUAAUAUCAAAGAAUUAAUAGAUCAAUUUCUAUAAGGGACCUCUGAUUAAUUGUUGUCUUUGACACAAGAUCCUCUUAUCUAAAAAGUCUUUACUUAAUUUCGAGAUAUAAUUAAUGCAAUACAAUUCAAUCAACAUCAAAAGCUAGACUUUUAGAUGCUCAAGGAAACAGAUUUUAUGAAAAUUAAAAAGUAAAGCGAAGACAUCAUUACAGUACCAGAAUUAAAUCAAAAAGCUGACAAUCUAAUAAGGGAAAUCAAAUAGAAGAUGGAACAAAUGGCAUCCUUAAAGGUAUAUAUAUAUAUUACUAAUAUUAACAGGAAGGAGAUUAAAGAAGGAAUGCUAUAAAGGAAGAGAUUGAUAGAUUAUAAAAAGAAUAUGAUGGGAUUCAGAUACUGGUUACAGAAUAAUCAGAUUAUUUGGAUAAAAACACAACUAAUCUACAUAGAAAUAGUAUAAUCUCAUUUGAUCAAAAUUUUGAUGGUGAGGAACAACAAUGAAAAAUUAACCGUAUACUUAUUAUUUCUAAAUUGAUUCAAAUUCAC
Messenger RNA from Paramecium octaurelia, 1533 nucleotides. The record is from the annotation of a GenBank genome assembly. NCBI's taxonomy places the organism in Eukaryota, Ciliophora, Oligohymenophorea, Peniculida, Parameciidae.